Molecule: messenger RNA, 1143 nt
Organism: Rhizopus microsporus ATCC 52813
Lineage: Eukaryota; Fungi; Mucoromycota; Mucoromycetes; Mucorales; Rhizopodaceae
Exons: 2
Coding region: 52-1020 (322 amino acids)
Source: RefSeq, a predicted model, not a curated record
AGAGAGCUUAUAAAAAGGGAGAAUGUCUUUAUCAGAGUUCCACACAGUAUCAUGAAGACUCGAGUUAUUACUAACGGAGAUAGCUUACUUGGAUUUGCUACUGCAUAUAAGUUUUUAACUGAAGAUAAGGAGUACAAGUAUCGUAUUCUCUGUUGUGAACGUCAAGGCUUAGAUGAACUUGCACUACUCGGAGCUGAUGUGGUUGAGGUGGACUAUAUGAACGAAAUUGAAGUCUGUCGUUUGCUGAGAGAUACGUGCUAUGUUAUGCUCGUACCCGAAUUCUCCAAGCCACGUAGAGAAGAAGCUGAGUCGGUUAUGAGAUGUGCUCAAAAGGAGCAUGUUGAUUACAUGACCUUAUUCUCAGUUAUUGGUGUUGAUGCUGUAAAAAAAGAAGAUAAUCGUCUGGAAGAGCUCAAGGACUAUCGGUAUCUCGAAGAUCUUAUUCCAAAGUACUUUAGCAAGGACAAUUACUGCAUCAUGCGUCUGCCUUUGUUCCAUCAGUUCUUUUUCUACAUGGGUCCAUUAAUGGAAGAUGAAAACAAGAUCCGUUUACCUGUUUCUGAACAUGCCCAAUGGUGUGCCAUUGACAUGGAAGACGCUUUGGAUGCCAUAGUUCAACUCUCAAACGUCGUCAAGGGCAAAAAGAACAAGACGUUGUUUAACUUUACACCAUCGCAACAUAACUACGAUGUCAAGGACGUAGUAAGUGCCGCCAACAAAGCGCUUGAUCGUGACAUGACGUUUGAAAAGUCGAGUCGUUCGAGUAUGCGUGGCUAUUUGAAAGAUUUACGUGAUGAUAACCGCUUUAGAGAAAGACCGUCCGAAAGUCAUGGUAUGUUUCCUCUGGGACGGUAUCUGAACGAAACCAACAUCAACACCAUACUUGAUUAUUGGGAAUUAUCUGAAGCUAAGCACACAGAUGUUAUUAGUCAGGAUCUGGAAGAUGCCAUUGGACGUAGUCCGACAAGUCUAAAGGACUUCUUUCAUCAUAACCGUGAGCAAUUCAAGCGACUUCGUUGAUACUUUGAAUUAUUCUUUGAAUACUCGAAUAAAGUCACCAUUUCACAUAAUCUAAUAGCUUAUAAGCAGUAUGCACAUUUUCUUAUAUUUUCUUUGAAGUCAUAUACGAUCACUAAAUCUUAC